This is a messenger RNA of Plasmodium relictum, 1101 nucleotides long. RefSeq names its product inorganic pyrophosphatase, putative. Gene Ontology annotation, molecular function: magnesium ion binding; inorganic diphosphate phosphatase activity. Lineage: Eukaryota; Apicomplexa; Aconoidasida; Haemosporida; Plasmodiidae. Gene Ontology annotation, biological process: phosphate-containing compound metabolic process. The record is from RefSeq and is a predicted model, not a curated record. The transcript is spliced from 3 exons. The coding region runs from base 1 to 1101 and encodes 366 amino acids. Gene Ontology annotation, cellular component: cytoplasm.
AUGAAGAGUAUGUUAAUAAACGUAGAUAAUAAGAAAAUAUUAAAUAAGGAAAAUAAAGAUGAUUACUAUUUGGAAACAAAUAAUGAAUUAAAGGUUAGCUUAAAUUUUCAUAAUAAUAACAUAAUUUCGAAUAUUUUCUCAAAUUUAAGUUUAUUUGAAAAAAUAAAUAACAUUUUUACUAUUGAAAAUAAAACGUAUAUGUUAAAAUAUUGUAAUAAUUUAAAUGAGGAUGAUUUUAAUAUUUCAUAUUUUCAAAAAAUAGAUGAAAAAUUUAUUCCUAUAUCACCAUGGCAUAACUUCAAUUUAAUGAAUGAAGAUGGUACAUAUAAUAUGAUUGUUGAAAUAACUAAAUAUAAUUACAUUAAAUUAGAAAUAAAAUUAACAGAAAAAUAUAAUGUUAUUAAACAAGAUAAAAAAAAAGGAAAAUUAAGAUAUUAUCAUAAUUCAAUUUACUGGAAUUAUGGUGCUUUACCACAGACCUAUGAAUACCCCAAACACAUUUAUAAUUAUAAAACAAAAGAUAAUCAACAAAUUUUCUUUACUGGAGAUGAUGAUCCAUUGGAUAUAAUAGAUAUUGGAAAGAAUAACUUAAAAAUGGGUGAAGUUGUUCCUGUUAAGAUUUUAGGAGCCUUCACUUUAAUUGAUGAGGGACAACUUGACUGGAAAAUAAUUGCAAUUAAUAAAUAUGACAAAAAUUUUGAUAAUAUUAACAGCCUAGAUGAUAUAGAAACAUAUUACCCUUACACCAUGAAUUUAUUGUUAGAGUGGUUUCGUUCUUAUAAAAUGGCAGAGUCAAAAAAAUUAAAUAUUAUAUGUAAAGAAUUAUAUAGCAAAAAAGAAAGUGAAAAUUUAAUAAAAAAAAUGCAUGAAUAUUAUUUAGAAUUUUUAAAGGAUGUAAAACUCGGUUCUAACAAAAACAAUGCAAAUUUAAAUGAACAUAGUAAUAAUGAUAAUAUAAAUACAAAUGAGUGCAAACAUAAUGAUUUUUCAAAUAAGAUACAUGACGAUUCUCUAUAUAAUAACUUAUUACAUGAUGUUCACGUUUCUUAUUAUAAAGCAAAUCCAUCUUAUAAACCAAAUGAAGACAUUUGGGUACCUUAG